Messenger RNA from Aedes albopictus (Asian tiger mosquito), 1119 nucleotides. RefSeq lists its product as uncharacterized. Bases 1 to 1119 code for a protein of 372 amino acids. The transcript has a single exon. The record is from RefSeq and is a predicted model, not a curated record. NCBI's taxonomy places the organism in Eukaryota, Metazoa, Arthropoda, Insecta, Diptera, Culicidae.
AUGACGCCUCCGAAGAAGGCAACUAGUAGCAAACAAACCAAAUUGAAGCUAUUGUACCGUCGCCGGACCAACAUUUUGGGUUCCGCAAAUUUGAUCAAGAAAUUUAACGACGGGUUCGAUCCCACUCAAGAAGGUCAAUUGCCCAUACGCAUUCAACGUCUUGAUGCGUUGUGGCGUGAAUUUGAAGAAACGCAGGAGGAAAUUGAGGUUUUGGAAGACGCUGAGGAAGAUUUCUUGGAAGAGAGGGAAGAGUUCCAAACCUUGUAUUUUGAAUUAAAGGCGUCAUUACAAAGCAAAAUUCCUGUUCCACCACCUGCACCCACCCCCGCUCCUGUUCAACCACUCUCUUCGGCUGUUCCCAUCUCGUCGAGCGUUCGUCUGCCGGAGAUUAAGUUGAAGGAGUUCUCUGGGAAUCUCGAUGAUUGGGUUUCUUUUCGCGAUCUGUUCGUCUCGCUUAUUCAUUCGAGCGUGCAGCUAACUGCGGUGCAGAAAAUGCACUAUUUGCGUGCGACGCUUUCUGGCGAAGCGGCUCGCAUCAUUUCUUCGCUCGAGAUUUCCGCCAAUAACUAUCUCGUAGCGUGGAAUUUAUUGAAGGAACGGUUCGAAAACCCGAAUUUGCUGGUGAAGCGGCACAUGUCUGCCUUGCUCAUGAUUCCUUCACUGAAGAAAGAGUCUGCACAAGGACUCGCAGAUCUCGCCGAUGAGUUCAAUCGGCACGUGCAGCUGCUGGAUAAACUCGAAGGUGCUGAGAACCACUGGAAUGCCUUUCUAGUCGAACGAUUGAGCCAAUGUCUUGACUCCGUCACGCUCCGUGAGUGGGAAACGUCCGUUUCCAAUAGUGACGAGUAUCCCAAGUACCAAGAACUUCUCGAGUUUAUCCACAGAAGAUCGCGAAUUAUUCAAACACUAAAGCUCUCCCAAACGGCAACCACCCAAUCCGAGAUCAAACAUCCCAAAUCCCGAUCCGUCGUGUCGCACGUUGUAUCCGACAAUGUUCCCAAGUGCGCCAGCUGCAAGCAGGCACAUUUCCUGUUCCAGUGCGAACAAUUCCGAACGCUCUCUCCUCAACAACGGUUCGAAGUCGCGAAGAAGCACGGGCUGUGCAUUAACUGCCUGUAG